AUGUCUACAGAACUUCCGCAGGGCGUUGAUCAACAAGAUUCCCGUUUGGAAGUGGAUGAUGAGACUCAGUGCCAAAUGAGUUCCCCCGUGGAGCUGUUGGUGAAGACGCCGUUCCCAUGCGCUCCGUUCAGGGUGACGGCACCGGCGCAGCCCGUGGCAGCCGCGGUGGGGCAGGACGUGGUGCUGCCCUGUCGCCUGGCACCGGAGCAGAGCGCCCGGGCCAUGGAGGUGACGUGGUUCCGGGGUCACUUCUCGCCCUUCGUGCACCGCUACAAGGCGGGAACGGACCAGCACGUGGAGCAGAUGGCGCAGUACCAAGGGCGCACGGAGCUGCUGCGCGACGGCCUCGACAACGGCAGAGUGGACCUGAAGAUCUUCGGCAUCCGACUGUCCGAUGAAGGGAAUUACACUUGCUUCGUUCACGCCGAUUCGGACUACGAGGAAGCUGUCCUGGAGCUGAAGGUGACAGCUGCUGGUUCAGCACCGCUCAUCUCGCUGCAGAGCUACGAGUCCGGGGGCAUCCGCGUGUCGUGCCGGGGCUCCGGCUGGUACCCGCGGCCCCAGGUGCAGUGGACGGAUAACCAGGGCCAGCUGCUGCCCCCGGCCUCCCAAAACGUCGCUCGGGACGAGAACGGCCUCUUCGAGGCUGAGAGCGCCGUGGUCCUGAGCCGGGCUGCAAACCAGCGGCUCUCCUGCUCCAUCCGGGACACCCUGCGCCACCACGAGAAGCGCUCGGCUUUUUCCGUGGCGGAUCCCUUUUUCCAAAACGCCCAUCCGUGGAAGAUUGCCUUAAGUUUGGUCUCGGUCUCCGUGGUUGCACUCUCCAUUGCCACCAUUUUUCUAUUUAAAAUUAAAGGAAAGCACGAGAAAAAAAUCGCAUUGCAGGCAGAGGCGUUGAGUAACCGUGAUGCAGAGAUUGAGGAACAAGCUGCAGAAUUGGCAUGGAGAAGAUACACGGCGCCUAUAGAAGAGGCAAAUGUGAUUCUGGAUCCAGACACGGCCCAUUGUGACCUUGUCCUGACUGACGACUGCAAAAGCGUGACGCGAAAAGACGUCCCGCAGAACCUCCCGGACAUCCCCGCGAGGUUUAUGCCGUGGCGCUGUGUGCUGGGCCGCGAAGGCUUCACCUCGGGGAGAUACUACUGGGAGGUGGAGGUGGAGGAUGGUGGAGGAUGGACGGUGGGGGUGUCUAGAGAAGACGUGAGAAGGAAGGGCGACAUCGAGUUCAAACCAGAGGAGGGCAUCUGGGCAGUGGGGAAGUGGGCAGGUCAAUUCCAAGCUCUGACCUCCCCUCAACGCACUUUCUUUUCCGAAAUCCGGAGUCCCAAGCGGAUACGGGUGUCCCUGGAUUACGAAGAGGGUCGGGUGGCAUUUUUCAGUGUUGAUGAGAAGACUCCCGUCUUCACAUUUCCACUGGUGCCAUUCAACGGGAUAAGAAUCUUCCCGUGGGUCUGGCUGGGUCCUGGGACAAAGCUCAAAAUGUGUCCCUGA
This is a messenger RNA of Tinamus guttatus (white-throated tinamou), 1491 nucleotides long. The record is from RefSeq and is a predicted model, not a curated record. Lineage: Eukaryota; Metazoa; Chordata; Aves; Tinamiformes; Tinamidae.